AUGGGCUUGAAGUUUGAAAGAGUUGCUGUGAUCGGGGCGGGUGUCAGUGGACUAGCGGCUGCGAGACAUCUCAUAGAUUAUGGACUUGACGUGACGAUUUAUGAACGAUCUUCAAAACCCGGAGGCGUUUGGGCAUACGAUGAAAGGAAGCCGCUUGAAUACAGAUACCCAUCAGUUUUACCAUCGGUUGCAGGCCUCUACCCAGAGGCGGAUUCAGAUUGCGAGGAUGUUACGUCGCAAUCAGAAUUUUCCCAGGAAGAAAUUCUUAAAUUGAAACACGCACCACCAGGUCCUGCAUAUUUUGGUCUGACAACAAACAUCUCAACUAAACUCCAAGAAAUGAAAGACCAUCCGUGGAAGGAGGGCACAGGUGAUUUCGUCAAUGUGAAGGUUGUUGGUGAAUAUCUGAACGAUUAUGCCAAAAGAUUUCACCUAGAACGUUUCCUCAAGUACAAUACGAAAGUCGAAACGAUCAGGAAAGUAAAUGGGAGAUGGAUUGUGAAAUCAAAGCUGUUAAACAAAACUCAUGACGGAAGUGUGGAGUUCUUGGAACAUGAAGAGGCAUUCGACAAAGUAGUUGUGGCAAGUGGACAUUAUCACGCCAAUAGAGUGCCUGACAUCAAAGGAUUGAAGGAAUGGAAGAGAAAUCAUCCUGGAAGGGUUAUGCACUCAAAAGCAUACAGGAGACCCCAAGAGCUUGCAGGCCAGAACGUUCUUCUAAUUGGGGGGAGUGUUUCCUCGACAGACAUUGCUAGGGAGAUCAACGGCGUAGCCGAGACGGUUUAUCAAUCCACCCGAGGUGGUCAAUUUGACCUUCCACUCAGCUUUUUACCUCCAAGCGCAAAGAGAGUUGGAGAAUGCGUGUCUUUUGAGUUUGAGACGGGUAAUGAAGGUCGAGGGGUCGCUCACUUGAAAGAUGGGACAACGCUUAGUGACAUUGAUAAAGUGAUAAUUUGCACAGGAUAUCAUAUUUCAUAUCCGUUUCUUGAUCCGUAUCAUAACGAUUUGUUAUCCCCAGCCGAAGCAGAUGACACAGUUCUUGUAACUGACGGAACGCAAGUCCACAAUCUCCACAAAGAUAUAUUCUAUAUACCAGAUCCAACAAUUGCAUUUGUCGGUACAGCAUAUUACGUAUCGACGUUUUCCUUGUUCGAGUUCCAAGCGAUUGCACUCGCAGCUGUAUUCGCUGGCAAAGCAUACUUACCACGCGAGCAAGAAAUGAGAGAAGAAUAUAGACUUAGGGUAAUAGAAAAGGGGUUCGGGAGAGCUUUCCAUGCUUUAAAUGAAGGACGGGAGCCUGAGUAUGUUCGUGAAUUGGUAGAUUGGAUCAACGCAGACGCUGCGUCGAGUGGGGGACAGAAGGUCGAAGGUCACUCCGAGGAAUGGCUGAAAGAAGAUGAAAUCAAGAUGGGAAAACUCCGCGAGAGGUUCGAAAAGAAGAAACAAGAGGAGAAGCAAGAAGAAAGUCCUCGGAUAUAUAGUCUCAGGAGCGAAGGGAAAUUUCCUCAUUCCGGAAUUCAUUUGUAUAAUGGCAGUGGGAACAGCAGAGCAUUAGAGGAGCAGACAGUCGGAUGA
This is a messenger RNA of Botrytis deweyae, 1575 nucleotides long. RefSeq lists its product as uncharacterized. NCBI's taxonomy places the organism in Eukaryota, Fungi, Ascomycota, Leotiomycetes, Helotiales, Sclerotiniaceae. Bases 1 to 1575 code for a protein of 524 amino acids. The record is from RefSeq and is a predicted model, not a curated record. Gene Ontology annotation, molecular function: N,N-dimethylaniline monooxygenase activity; flavin adenine dinucleotide binding; NADP binding. The transcript is spliced from 4 exons.